UUCCAAGGCUUUCAUGCCGUCGGUCGUGCAAGUUGGAGGGGCAGCCGCUGCGCGGUGGCCGGAACUUACAUGGGACGCCGUCGACGCUGACGUGAACCUACUCACAAGCAACAUAAACAUAAGGGUAGCUCCACCUGUUUCUAGCCAGGAGGAGUACACUGACCCUUCGUCCGAGAAAUUGGAGCUGAUCGCACGAAACAUUUUUCACGUUCAUCAGACCCUCGGUGAAGCCAUCACGCGCGUGCACAGUGAAGCAGGUCUCAUCCGUGUGAUACAGUGCUUCUUGGCCCAACAGGGCAUUGACACAGACCAGUUCGACAAGGCCGACCAGUGGCUUCGAGCGAACGCGUCGGAAUGGAGCUUUCAUAGUGGUGACGAUGGGACGGAAGGUCUACUUUUGUGCAUUCGGGACGACAUCCACAGUGCAACCUCCAAGACCGAAUUCCUCCAACACUUUGAAGCCGCACUGCAACCGUCGGUCUCGUUUCCAGUGCACAAUCGCAUUCCGAGAGAGCCGUCAUCGUCGACAGUGCUCGGAAACAUCCCUCUCGUGUCCGACGCGGAAGCGUUUCAAGAUGCCAAGGACAUCAAGCGUGACCAAGUGACUAUCAACGGCAUCCUCUUGCCAGGUGUUGUCGGCUACGACACGCUGGUUCGCGCACUCACAGACGAAAUUCAACGUGUCGCUGUCGCAUUUCGACCGUCGUACGCAGGCUUUGCGUCUACGUACGAAGAGAUGGCGAAGCGUAUUCUUCAUGUACUGGCCAUCGAUCGCUACCUCCAACCUCGUACAACCUCAUUUCCGUAGUCCAUUAAUCGAACCGAAUCUGGCGGCGGGUCGUACGAAGUACUGAGUUCUCUCGUUUCACCAGCAUCGACGCCGUCGCUAGUGCUCAUUCGGCCCAAUUCGAAAGCGGCCACACCUUUGCGCGUCCACAUCGACAUGGGCCCAUACGAAGACCGCGAUGGCGGAAGCGGGUGGCUCUUUGGACUGCGCACGGUCGUGACAGCGGAAACGUCGUACGUGCUGUGCGACGCAGACGACCCGACGACCGAGUGGGUCACGGUCCAAGCCAAGUACGUGAACCGCCUCGCGUUUAGCUUUGGCAUGAGUCCGUUCACGUCCGAGUCUCGCGGGGCCCGCGAGGAUGGAGGUCAUGUGCAGCUAAUGCGACACUGACCUCACGCGACACGUUCUACUCUUCUUAAAGUUAAAAUUUCCCAUACACCAAUGUAUCGAGGCGCUGAACAUGCACGGCCAGGUCUUUGUUGCGGUGGUGAAGCCGUAACUGCUCGUUCGUGAGGAGACGGAUUUCGUCGCGAGCGAUUUGGAGAUCAUCUCGGACCUGCGUCAUUUCGCUCUGUUUCCGUCUUGCGACAGCUUUCCACUCUUCUCGCUCGGUUGUGACGUCGCGUAGUUGAGUGAGAAGCUCUAGACACACGUCGUCGUGAUACGUAUCGCCGCCAACCGAGAAAAGUACCUUGGCGUUCCAUCUCCAUGAGCCGCAUCGAGUCUUGCAUGUUAGCUAGUUCCUGGCGCAAUUGGGUUUCUCGUUCCAAGCACAGUUUGUUCUCCAACUCGAGCUGCUUCAGCACGCUUUCUACACGGACGAGAAUACCGAGCUGCUCCUCGGCUUCGUGCUCUGAGGCAGUCAGCUGAGAUACUGCUGGUGGUGUGGAAUGUCUUGAAGGGAUCGUGACUGGGUUGGGUUCAUUCGAGACGGGGGUUGGAGACAAAGUCGAUGCUGAAGGUGGCCGGAGUGCCAGAACAGGAGGACAAUGCUCUUUCGCACGUAGAUGGGUAGAUAUUUCCUCUGACGCGAGGUCAGGGCGACCUGUGGGGGGUUGAAAGGUGCCACUCGAUAUCUUGAAGUUGUCGGUCGAGACGGCAUUGCUACUUUGGCAAUUGAUGGCGCUUUGGGCGGAUGAUAGCAAGGCAUGAGGCGUGUUGAUUUGCUGAGAUUCAAGGGGAGGUAGUUUUUGCUGCAAAGGUGGUUGCUCCUGCUGAGUUGUGGGAGGUACACUACACGAUGUCGUUGUCGAAUUGACCUGAACGGCCUCGGCAAUUGCCUCCUUCAACGUACGCACCCAGAGCGCACAGUGCUGUGUCGUUGGAGCCAUGAACUCGGUUGAAAUGUGUCCAUUGGGAGUUGCAUGUGUGAUUUCAAAGCGAGAUGCUGCUUUGGGAUGCACGGACAGGAUGUUGGCUAACAGCACACGCAGCGAUGCCGUCUCUGUGUCAGGCGAAAACUUCUCACAGAGGAAGAAGCCGUCGCCAACAUGACAUCGGUACUUGACCCAUUCGAACAAGUUUGUCCUUGGGUUUUUCACCUUUCGCUUGAGCACCCGCUUCGCCGACGCUUCGUCCGCGUCGCCGCCAUGGUGCUCCAUGGCACUGUACUGAAUCGAUCGAACAAAC
Molecule: messenger RNA, 2419 nt
Organism: Aphanomyces invadans
Lineage: Eukaryota; Oomycota; Saprolegniomycetes; Saprolegniales; Verrucalvaceae
Exons: 3
Coding region: 14-808 (264 amino acids)
Source: RefSeq, a predicted model, not a curated record